Molecule: messenger RNA, 555 nt
Organism: Charadrius vociferus (killdeer)
Lineage: Eukaryota; Metazoa; Chordata; Aves; Charadriiformes; Charadriidae
Gene: FAHD2A
Product: fumarylacetoacetate hydrolase domain containing 2A
Exons: 6
Coding region: 1-555 (184 amino acids)
Molecular function (GO): hydro-lyase activity
Source: RefSeq, a predicted model, not a curated record
AUGCCCACCCUGACAGCGGGACACAUUUUGGGGGGCGAAUCCCCCCCCCCGCGGGGCAGUGAGUCUCCCUGGGAGGUGGACUGGGAGGUGGAGCUGGCUGCUGUCAUCGGGAAGAAGGGGCGGCACAUCGAGGAGUCAGCGGCGCUGGACCACGUCGUGGGCUUCACGGUGGCCAACGAUGUCAGUGCCCGGGACUGGCAGAUGAAGAGGAACGGGAGGCAAUGGCUGCUGGGGAAAACCUUCGACACCUUCUGUCCCCUGGGGCCGGCUCUUGUCACCAAGGAGGCGGUGACAGACGUCCACAACCUGAGCAUCCGCUGCAGCGUCAACGGGCGGCUGAUGCAGGACAGCAGCACCAGCCAGCUCAUCUUCAGGCUGCCCAAACUCGUUGCCUGGGUCUCCCGGUUCGUCACGUUGGUCCCCGGGGACAUCUUGCUGACGGGGACCCCUCCCGGCGUGGGGGUAUUUCGGAAGCCCCCUGUGUUUCUUAAGCGAGGAGACGAGGUGCGGUGUGAGAUCGAGGAGCUGGGCGCUAUCUGCAACAAGGUGGUGUGA